AUGGUCCUUCAAAUACGCUUAAUGCACUGGGGUGGUGGAGGACUUUUUGGCGUCCGCGAUUUUGGGGGCGAAGGGGGUGGGGGUGGAUGUGAUGAUGGCAGUAGUGGGCGUGGUGGGGGAGGUCUCCUAGGUGGUGGAGGUCCUUUAAACCUCGGUGAUGGUGGCGGCGGCGGUCUCCCCUUAGGCGGCGGUGGUGAUGGUGGUGGUGGCGGCGAUGGUGGUGGUGGGGAUGGUGGUGGUGGUGGUGGCGGCGGCGAUGAUGGUCGCGGUGUUUUGGGAGGUGGCGAUGCUUGGCGCCGUUGUCGUUGUGGGGGAUUGUUUGCCUCGGUUUGUAAUGGAGAAGUUGCUUGUGCAAGGAUUGAUUGUUUAGUCAUCAUAGAUGAUGAUACAGAAUGUGGAUUGAGUUUGUUUUGA
Molecule: messenger RNA, 414 nt
Organism: Malania oleifera
Lineage: Eukaryota; Viridiplantae; Streptophyta; Magnoliopsida; Santalales; Ximeniaceae
Product: glycine-rich protein 23-like
Exons: 1
Coding region: 1-414 (137 amino acids)
Source: RefSeq, a predicted model, not a curated record